Gadus macrocephalus (Pacific cod) is the source of this 2480-nucleotide messenger RNA. It is a transcript of the gene tbx6, whose product is annotated as T-box transcription factor 6. The transcript has 7 exons. Bases 258 to 2240 code for a protein of 660 amino acids. Gene Ontology annotation, biological process: heart looping; regulation of transcription by RNA polymerase II; positive regulation of DNA-templated transcription. The record is from RefSeq and is a predicted model, not a curated record. Gene Ontology annotation, cellular component: nucleus. Lineage: Eukaryota; Metazoa; Chordata; Actinopteri; Gadiformes; Gadidae. Gene Ontology annotation, molecular function: RNA polymerase II cis-regulatory region sequence-specific DNA binding; DNA-binding transcription factor activity, RNA polymerase II-specific.
GCAACAUGAGGCUAUUAUAUCAUGUGUGAAUUUGGGGCCCCAUUUGGCCCUAUGUGUGAAGGCCCCCCACACCUAUAUAACCCACUGACCCACUCCCACACACAUUCAGACACAGAGACACACAGCGACCAGGUGAGAGAGAGGCAGAGAGGGGUAGAGAUAGAGAAGACGUCAUAGACAGAAGUAGAGGGAGAGCCGGAGCUCCAUAAGUACGGACAAAGGAGGAAGUCAGGAACACGUGCCGGAUUAGAGGAACCAUGCUGAGCAUUGAGAGGUACCCCGGUCUGGCCCCGGGGCCCCAGAGACUGGCUGACUGCUACUACAGAGGUGAGAGAGAGAGAGAGAGAGAGAGAGAGAGAGAGAGAGAGAGAGAGGCCAAAGGGAGAGAUUCCGAAUGGACCACGGCUGGGGCUGACCCCUGCUGUCUCUCCCCCACAGAGAAAGAGGCUCCGCCCCCACAGGGCCUGUUUCCUACCUCCUGUGACAUGGCAGCAAGAGCUCCGCCCCCGAGGGCCCUGGCCCCGCCUCCCGUACCCACGGAGACCGCCGGCAAGGAGCAGGUGAAGAUGGAGCUGGAGAACGCGUCACUAUGGAAACAGUUCAGCGCCGUCGGCACGGAGAUGAUCAUCACCAAGAAGGGCAGACGGAUGUUCCCGGGGCUGAGCGUGAAGCUGUCCGGUCUGAACCCCGCGCUGCGCUACAUCCUGCUGCUGGACAUCGUCCCCCUGGACAGCUCCCGCUACCGUUUCCAGGGCGACGCGUGGCAGACGGUGGGCGAGGCCGAGGCCCGGCUGCCCGACCGGGUGUUCAUCCACCCCGACUCUCCCGCCACCGGCGCCCACUGGCUGGGCCGUAGCGUCGCCUUCCACCGCGCCAAGCUGACCAAUCACACGCUGGACUCACAGGGACACAUCAUCCUCCACUCGCUCCACCGCUACCAGCCACGCCUCCACAUCAUGGAGGCGCGCGACAUGCUGCGCUGGGGCGGCGCCCAGCACUCCUUCACCUUCCCCGAGACCCAGUUCCUCACCGUCACCGCCUACCAGAACCCCAGGGUAACACACACAUGCACACGCACGCACACACAGACGCACGUCAGCAGUACUUACUCUCUGGUGUGUCUCCCAGACGGCUCCGAGCCCGGCGACGCCUCCAGGGACCUGCAGGGUCUGGUUCUGCCCCCGCUGCCCCCGCAGCAGGACUCCUCCUGUGGGUUCAGAGACGAGGACCCGGCCCAGGUCCCGGAGCAGCACCUGGACCUGGGCCACUCCUUCAUCACCUCUCACAUGGACCACAUGGCCGCCAGCCUGGCCAAUGAGAUGCAGGACACUGCAGGAAGUCACGUGUCGGACCAGAUGAUUGACAGGUCUGAAACCUCCUACGAGCCAGAGUUCCUGUCCGCUCCUCCUCCCCCCGCCUCAUCCUACACCUCUCUCCCGGACGGACCCGACGCCGCUCUCUCUGCUGGGGGGUACCCCUGCCUGCUGUCCUCCUACCCAGACCUCACCCCCCCGCCCUCCGCCACCUCCUCCCCCCUCCCCCUGCUCCCCACGUCCCCCCCGGCCUACCCCGCCCUGACGCCGCGCGACCCCCAGGGCUUCAGUCCCCACACCCCCCUCGACGCCCCCUACCCCCCCACCCAGGACCACGCCUCCCCCGCGGUCUUCAGCUACCCUCCACUAGAGGCCACGCCCCCCCACGACCCCACGGCUCCGCCUCUCUCGGGGGCGCUGGUCAACGCGCCGAGCGCUCCCACCUCGUUCCCCUUUCCCCCUCUGAACCAACCCCAGACCACCUCCUACAGCCCCGCCCCCCCUCUCAACCAGUCACAGCUCUCGUUAGCGUCCACCCCCACCCUUAACCAGACCCAGGCCCCUCCCUUCUUCCCUGCUCCAACUCUCAACCAAUCCCAGUUCUCCUACCCGCCUCUGAACCAAUCCCAGCUGUCCUCCUUCCCACUCAACCAAUCACAACUCUCCUACCCCCCGCUGAACCAAUCCCAGCUGUCCUUAGCCCAACUCCACCCCGGGUCCCCCUACCUGCCGGACAUGAUGCUGCACCACCCUGGCCUCUCCUCCGUCGCCCAGGGCCCCGGCCUCUACUCCUCCUUCCCCUCCUACCCGCUGCGGCUGUGUCCGGACCCCCGCUCCUCCACGCCCGUUCCCCUCAGGCACGUCUACAGGCAGCCCCCGCCCCCCCAGGGGUCCUACCGGGACAUGGGCCCCCGUGCCGCCUACUGAGCGUGUGCAGUUCGGAUCGCGGCGGGAGUCGAUCGUGUCGCCGUCGAUGAGUUAACUCUGGACGUUGGAUAGCGCUUUUAGAAGUUGUAGCUUCAGUAGAGUCGUAGUGGUACCGGCUGAAUGACGUCAUGAAUACAGGCUGUUCAUGUUAGGAAUAUGUUAGGAAUAUGUCAUGGAAACAGAGUGAUGAUGUCAUAAGGAGACUGACGUCAUGAACAGGCUGAAUGAAUACGUGUUGAU